Spodoptera litura is the source of this 2793-nucleotide messenger RNA. RefSeq lists its product as uncharacterized. The record is from RefSeq and is a predicted model, not a curated record. Gene Ontology annotation, cellular component: nucleus. Gene Ontology annotation, molecular function: zinc ion binding. NCBI's taxonomy places the organism in Eukaryota, Metazoa, Arthropoda, Insecta, Lepidoptera, Noctuidae.
ACGUCAAGUUGUCAUAUGUUUUGAAAAUAAAUAAUUUUAUUGAGAUUUUAUAAAUUUAAUUCAAUAAAAAAUAAAGAUAACAUGGACCUGUGCAGGGUUUGUCUUGGACCUAAACCCAAUAGGGAUAUAUUUUCCAAGUCACAAAAGACGAGAAGUGACAAUAAAAGUUUUGCCGAUAUUUUUUUGUUUUGUUUCGACAUACAGGUUGAUGAGGACUCAAAAAUCAGUACAAAAAUAUGUAUAAAAUGUUACAGUAAAGUUAAAACUUAUUAUAACUUUAAAUGCCAAGCUGUAAAAAGUGAUGCUUACUUAAAACAAUUAGUACACGAGGAAAGCAUUGUUAAAAAUGAAGUAUUUUUAAGAGAUGAUGAUGAUGAUAUAAAGAAUGAACAUGAACAGCCACCAUCACCAUUGAGUAAUGACACUCAGGAACCAGAGGUGAUAGUGAAGGAUGAGCCAAAGGACGAAGUUCUUUUUAAAAAUGGGGACGACUCUCAUGAUUAUGACGAUGACAAUGUGUUGUUAAGUGUAAUCAAGAAUUUAAAGUAUGAAUAUGUUGAAGAUGAUAGUAAAGAAGAAGAACCAGUAAAGAAAAAAAAGAAAAAGAAAGAUGUUGUUGUUAAGAGUAGCUCGGAUCCUGUUAGACAAAUAUGUGAAGAAUGUGGCAAAGCAGUGAAGGACCUGAAGGCUCACUCGUACCUCCACAUGCCAGUGUCCUGCCGCAAACGUUUUAAAUGCAAGAGCUGUGACAAAGUCUUCUCGAGCCACAGUGCACGAAACAAACACAACAAGAUAAAACAUUUAGGAUUAAAAAAGCAAUGUGACAUAUGCAAUAAAACGGUAACACAUCUCAAACAGCACAUACGCCUGAUACACAAUCGCUCCUCGCUACCGUUCUACUGCGUGUCCUGUGGUCGCAGGUUCAUUUCCAAGUCUACGUUAGACCUGCACAUGACGUCACACACCAGAGAUCGCCCCUUCCCCUGUACGGAAUGCGAUAAAAAGUUUUCUUGUAAACAAAGAAUGCUUAUUCAUAAACGUCAAGUACACGACAAGGAGAAGACGCACCUAUGUCAAUUAUGUUCUAAGAGCUUCUUCAAGAAAUAUCAUUUACAAGUACAUUUAAGGAGCCAUUCCAAAGAGAAGCCGUAUGAAUGUCCAGAAUGCGGCAAAUGUUUCUCCACCACUACAAUCCUGAAGAGUCACCGAGAGAUCCAUUCGGAGGAGAAAGCCUUUAAUUGCACUCUCUGCAGUAUGUCCUUCAAAAAAAGGAACUACCUAAAUGUCCACAUGGUCAGUCACACCAAGGUAAAGCGCUACCCUUGUCAGUACUGCGGCAUUAAGUUCGGACGGUCAGAUCAUCGCAAGCGGCACGAGUACACAGCACACGAGAAGAAUUUCAUCAGCGCCUAACAAGGAUACUAAGAUACACCACUUUCACAGUAUUCUAAGGAAUAUUUUUCGACGAUAACGCCAUCUAUAUAGUGUAAUUUUACAUAUGGUACAAGUUUAGAAGUUUUGUAAAAGUUAAUGAUACUAGCGGGAUUGAGGCUGCGUUUCCAUUGACGCGGAGCUGAGCGGAGAGGAGCAGUGAAGAGAGGUCAAAAGUGGUCAGUGUUUCCAUGUAAGCGGUGCGGACUAAGAGCACAGCGGAGCCUACUUUUACAAUUGCGUAUUUUUGCGCUUAGUUACUGUCAAUAUUUCAGAAAGACCAUUCGUCGUGUUGUGGAUUAAAAGGAAAAAAGGAAUCAUUUUAGAUCUUUCUCUACUUGAGAAGGAAUCAGAUGCCGUAGCAUUUACUGUUGCCCUCGCUGUCCUUCGUAUAGUUCGUAUAGUAGGUACUGACCCGCUGUCCUCCGCUCUGCACCCGAAUGCUCGUUGACCUCCGCACUGCAUUGCCUCGCUGUAUUUUUGUUAUGAAUAUCCGCUCAUCUCUGCUCCACCCCGCUCACGCUGUUUCCAUUGAAGCGGGGCAGAGAUUUCGACCAUAGUGAUUGGUCAAUUCGAGCACCGCUAAGCUCCUCUACGCGCCACUCCGCGCCAAUGGAAACGCAGCCUUAAACGGCUUCCUCAAUAUCAUCGUGCUUACCUAUUAACACUCGUCAUGAACUGUUGCGUUCCUGCUGCUCUAGUCUAGGCAAACGGACAUGUUCUAUUCAAUGUGACAUGACCUAUUUUACCUACUUAACAUUUACAAAACUAGUUAUAUCGUUUGUGUUUCUACGUACUGUAUUCUUACAAGCCUAUGUCUUCUAUACCAGUUUGAAUCUAUAAAAACUUUAUAUUUACGUUUUUGCAAAGACUUGUGUCAUUAACUUACGAACCUUCUUUAUUUAUAUCGGUGCGUCCAAAUCUAGUGGCUCAUUCGCUAGAUGUGAACGCACUAUGUCAUAUACAGUUUUAAUUUAGUUUUACAAUGGUGCUCUAAGUUCAAUGUCGUGAUUUACCAGCGUUGUAGCGUCUUUAUCUCGAAAAUGGUUGGACCAACUCGGUUAAAAUUGUUGAAUGCGAAUAACAAUGAUCAAUUGGAAACUAAAUUAUUAUUGAUGAUUAUUUUCAUAUUAUGGAAAAGAUAAAUUAUUUUAUUUGUUUGUUUAGAUUGUUAUAAAUAUUAUAGUUUUAAAAUUCGUUAUUUGUUGUUGUAAAUCUGGUAGAUAUCUGUUAAUUUAGAUCCGUCUUGGUAUCUGUGGCGUUAAAAUUUUGAUAUAGCGACAUACUAAUACGGUAGUUGACAGGUGGUCAAAUUCACUACUUUUAUUAAAAUGUGAAAAACGAUACUUGUCUAUGAAUUUU